Amoebophrya sp. A120 is the source of this 575-nucleotide messenger RNA. Lineage: Eukaryota; Dinophyceae; Syndiniales; Amoebophryaceae. The record is from the annotation of a GenBank genome assembly.
AUGCAGUGCCGCUCGCUGAUGUUCGGCAGCGAAGGUAGUUGUCUGUUUCCCCUAGUGUUCGUCUGGCAAUGUUGUCACGCGCCUGUGUUGCCAGUACACCGCAGCCGGUAGGGUUAGAAGGGUUGGGGCGUGCCACUUUCCCAAGUUGCGGAGGCCUUUGCCGGCGACACACUGUAGCAGACGGGUGGCGGAAAUCGCGCCCCUGGCGGCUGGGCCGGCCGCUCUUGCCCGUCCGCCGGCUUCUUUGUUCGGCGCAAUGCUCGCGAACCCGCGGCGCCGCGGGGGACGCCCAGAAGAGGCCGCGGACUUCGCAAGACCACCCACGGAGGCUGCUGAAGUUGGAGAGGGUGGCGCGCCUCUGGCGCGGCCUGUCUGUGAAAGGCGAGCGGGCGCCGGCGGGGCAGCAGCGCGGCGCCCUUUCUGUGCGGCUUUAGUCUGCCUUGCGAUCGCCUGGACCGACGAAAACAGGGGGGGCGAGGAACAGCAAAGAGAGAGAGGGAGAGGGAAAAGGGGGAAAAUUAGAAGCGUGGCCACUGGGCCGAUGGUCUCUCUCCGCGGCCCGUGUUCGAUGCCCU